Messenger RNA from Suillus subaureus, 1908 nucleotides. Its product is annotated as kinase-like domain-containing protein. The transcript is spliced from 11 exons. Gene Ontology annotation, molecular function: ATP binding; protein kinase activity. The record is from RefSeq and is a predicted model, not a curated record. NCBI's taxonomy places the organism in Eukaryota, Fungi, Basidiomycota, Agaricomycetes, Boletales, Suillaceae. Gene Ontology annotation, biological process: mitotic G2 DNA damage checkpoint signaling; protein phosphorylation. Gene Ontology annotation, cellular component: nucleus; site of double-strand break; cytoplasm. The coding region runs from base 93 to 1493 and encodes 466 amino acids.
ACAAAGGAAGCGCGUUUGUUUGAGCCACUAAUCAUGGUGAAUCAUAUCAAUAUCGUCGGUCUCUGCGCUUGACAGAGACCUCUUGCAUUAACAUGGCUCCGAAGUACCCUAAAAUCUUAGGCUAUGAGCUCAUUCAACAAAUCGGUGGAGGUAGCUUCUCGAGCGUGUUCAGAGCCGUCAAUAUAGAGAACCAUCAAGUGGCAGCAUGCAAGGUGAUAUUUAUUAAGGAGCAGACUACCGAGAAGGAACGCAAGGUUGUUGAAAAGGAGAUGAAACUUCAUAAACUCCUCAAGCACAAGCAUGUCCUAGAGUUUCUACAUGCUGCCGUGGUGGAGCGCAAAUAUAAGGAUAGCUAUGUGCCUGGAAUUUACAUGCUGCUAGAGCUUGCUGCAGGAGGAGACCUCUUCGAUAAGAUUGCGCCGAAUGUUGGGAUUGGAGAGGAUGUGGCACACUACUAUUUCGGCCAGUUACUGGCAGGGAUGGACUUUAUUCAUCGCGAAGGAGUUUGCCACCGUGACCUGAAACCGGAAAAUAUUUUGCUCGAUGUAGCUGGUACCCUCAAGAUUUCAGACUUUGGUCUCGCAGCAGUCUACAAACUCAAGGAAAGCGGCAAGACAAGACAAUUGAACGAAUUGUGUGGCAGCUUGCCGUACAUGGCCCCAGAAGUUCACUAUGAAACACCGUAUGAAGCAGAACCAAUUGACGUCUGGGGGAUUGGUAUCAUUCUUUUCACACUUCUCGCGGGAAAUACCCCUUGGGAUCAAUCCACAGCACAGUCGUCAGAGUUCUGUCAGUAUAUCACGGGCGAGAUAUUCAACGAGCUCCCUUGGAAUCGUCUAAAAGCAGAAGUCCUAUCACUUAUCUGUGGCCUCCUAACUAUCGAGCCAGAGAAGCGUAUGACGCUCGCCGAAGCAUUUGCUCACCCGUGGUGCAUAAGACCAAGCCAAAUUGCGAAGCAAGGUGUUGUCGCGCUUGCAGACCACUUAACUGAGUCUUUGAGGGCGAACGGUGAUCUGAAUUAUGCGAUGCCGGAUAUUGCAAUCUCUGCUGAAACUCGCAAAGAUAAAGAUGGAGACGAGAUCAUGCUCUCUGCAACCCAUCAAUCCCAAUUCACCCAAUCGCUUUUAUUAUUCUCACAAACACAGUCAGGUCGCAGGUAUACACCUAACCUUACUCGCUUCUAUACUUCUCUUGGGCCAGGGAUCAUGAUGCAACUCGUAAAGGAAUCCUUGACUACCCUCGGCGUCAAACACAAAGACGGACCUACCGGUGAGGAUGAACGAGGGGAGAUCCUUCGGUUGCGCGUAGGCGGGUAUGACAAACGGAAUAUCGCAUUCAAAGGCUGGGUCGAGCUCGAGAACUUCCGCUACGCUGAAACUGACGGAAGCUUCUGCUUGAUGACUCGAGACAUUGGAAAUCCUAUUUCGUGGCGCCAGUUGUGGAAAGCACUAAUUUUGUCACCGGCCGUGGAUCCUCACGUACUCCGCAAAUGACUCCAUUAGCACUAUGACACUCGAACACUGCCGUGUGUUGUUUGAACUUAUGUCAUUUGGAUAUCUUCGCGAGCUUCUUUCUUGCUGCCUUGUACACGAUCUGAUUGAACGCUUCUUACAGUGUGCCAUACACUGCUAUACCAAAAGACAAUCUGUUUGCUCGAAAAUCGAGGUGGUUCGCUUUCCUAAAAUCCUAUUGCAAUUCAAUUGUAGUUUCAUCGAUUCAAGCCUUUGCACCAUGGAUGCUGAAACCCGUCUUGAUCGUGCAUUCUUUUCCCCUCUCAACGUCUAUGCCGAUAGAUUCUCAACCACAAAAUUUUAGACAAACUGCCGGGCGAUUCUCUUCAGACAGCCUGAAAGAAGCUGGGCAGACUCCAUUGAACACACCAGAACACACUUGACUAUCUUGGAAUGU